Molecule: messenger RNA, 2325 nt
Organism: Phyllostomus discolor (pale spear-nosed bat)
Lineage: Eukaryota; Metazoa; Chordata; Mammalia; Chiroptera; Phyllostomidae
Gene: CFP
Product: complement factor properdin
Exons: 9
Coding region: 846-2261 (471 amino acids)
Source: RefSeq, a predicted model, not a curated record
AGGACUUUAAAAAAAACUUAGCUCCCAAGCUUGGCAACAAACCCUAUGAUGUAGACUCAGGGAGGGGGGUGUCACCUACCCAAGUUACUCUGAUGGAAUAUGACCAGGCCAGUUCCCUCCCUACCACCCCCUCCACAGGCCCUAAGGUUGUCUCCAGCUGGGCCCCUGGGACAGUGGCCAUCCCCAAUUCACUCCUGAAUCGUCCCCAUGGUCUUGCCACUUCCCCUUCUCACUUCCCAUGUGCUGACCUCCCUUCCCCAUGCUGACCACAAGGGACCUCCCUUUCAGGAAAGAGAAGGGUGGGUUAAGUCAGGAUGGAAAAUGAAGCAAUUACCUUAAUGCUAACUUCACCCCAUGAGGAGGGACACACUCCUUUCAGCCUUGCUAAACAUCCCCGCGAAGUUGAUCCUAUGAUGAUAGGGAGUGUGCAUUUUACAGGUGAAGAAACAGAGUCUCAGAGAGGUUCAAGUGACUUGCCCAAGGUUACACAGCUAGGAAAUUCAUCGUGCUCCAAACUCCUGUGCUUCAUUUCCCUUUAGUAAGAAUUUGGUCAAAGACUAUUGAUUCAGUGCUGCAGGGUUGCUGGGCGGAGCAUUCGGUGCUAGGGAUACAGUAACAAAACUGGACUGAGAGGGAAACAGGAAGUAGGGAGGGCUGAGUGGAGAAGGUGGCACAGGGGCAGAAGCAACAAGGGAGAGGUGGGAGCUGUGAAGAUCUGCCCUCCCCACCACUGCUGCUCUUUGCCCUCUCAGUUCCUCCUGCCCCUGGUUCCUCUUUCCCACUGACUCCCAGAGCAGGUCAGCUCACAUAAAGCCAGGCGGGGCUGCAGGAGUGCAGUGCUCAACAUGCCUACCCUAGCACAGGCCUUUUGGUCACUGCUGCUGUGGCCACCACUGCUGCUGCUGCUACUCACCCUGCCAGCCACAGGCUCAGACCCUGUAGUCUGUUUCAGCCAGUAUGAGGAAUCUUCAGGCAAGUGUAAGGACUUCCUGGGGGAAGGUGUCCGUGAGGAAGACUGCUGUCUCAACCCUAACUAUGCCUUCCAGGAGCCUGACAGUAAGCUCUGUCAGGCAUGCAGGCCCCCACGAUGGUCAGUGUGGUCCAGUUGGACUCCCUGCUCAGUGAGCUGCACUGAGGGCUCCCAGCUGCGGCACCGGCGCUGCAUAGGCUGGGGCGGACAAUGCCCUGAGAAGGUGCAGCCUGGGACCCUCGAGUGGCAGCUGCAGACCUGUGAGGACAAGCCAUGUUGUCCCGAGAUAGGUGGCUGGUCCGACUGGGGAGCCUGGGCACCUUGCUCUGUCACCUGUUCCAAAGGGACCCGGACUCGCCGUCGAACAUGUGAUCAGCCAGCCCCCAAGUGUGGGGGCCACUGCCCAGGAGAGACAGAGGAGUCAGAGGCCUGUGAUACGAAGCAGAUCUGCCCCACACAUGGGGCUUGGGCUGCUUGGGGCCCCUGGGGCCCUUGCUCAGGCUCCUGCCAUGGUGGACCCAACAUGCCUGUGGAAAGACGAAGCCGCACGUGUUCUGCACCUGAGCCCUCCACGAAGCCCCCUGGGAAGCCGUGUCCAGGGUCAGCCUAUGAGCAGCGGGCUUGCAGCAGCCUGCCACCCUGCCCAGUGGCUGGAGGCUGGGGGCCAUGGGGCCCUGUGAGCCCCUGCCCAGUAACCUGUGGCCUUGGCAAGACCACAGAACAACGGACAUGUGAUCACCCUGUGCCCCAGCAUGGUGGCCCCUUCUGUGCUGGUGAAGCUACCCGGACCCACAUCUGCAACACGGCUGUGCCCUGCCCUGUAAAUGGAGAGUGGGGGACAUGGGAGGAAUGGAGCACCUGUGUCCGCCCAAAGAUGCAACGCAUCAGCUGUCAGGAGAUCCCAGGCCAGCAGACACGCUCAAGGAGCUGCAAGGGCCGCAAAUUUAAUGGACAUCGAUGUCCUGGGGAACAACAGGAUAUCCGGCACUGCUACAACAUCCAGCGCUGCUCCUGGGAAGGCUCAUGGUCAGAAUGGAGUACCUGGGGGCUGUGCACGCCCCCAUGUGGACCCAACCCCACCCGCAGCCGCCAGCGCCUCUGCAAGGCCCAUCUCCCCAACUUCUCGCCCACUGUUACCAUCGUUGAAGGUCAAGGAAAGAAGAAUGUGACCUUCUGGGGGAAACCAUCAUCAGUGUGUGAGAUGCUACAGGGGCAGAAGGUGGUGGUGGAAGAGAAACGUCCAUGUCUACAUGCACCUGUCUGCAAAGACCCUGAGGAUGAGGAGCUCUAACACCUCUGUUCCAUUCUGACACCCUAACCUCCCAGUCCUCAAUAAAGCAGCCUCUUCCCCAAGA